Drosophila takahashii is the source of this 855-nucleotide messenger RNA. RefSeq names its product Glutathione S transferase T2 (gene GstT2). Lineage: Eukaryota; Metazoa; Arthropoda; Insecta; Diptera; Drosophilidae. Gene Ontology annotation, molecular function: glutathione transferase activity. The record is from RefSeq and is a predicted model, not a curated record. Gene Ontology annotation, cellular component: cytoplasm. Gene Ontology annotation, biological process: glutathione metabolic process.
UAUACGUUCGCCGGCUGUUUAGCAGUUCGGAUUGAAGAGCCAGGCCAAUUGACCGCCAUGUCGAAGUCAAUUAAAUUAUAUUACGAUCUGUUGUCCCCGAUCGCCCGGGGACUAUGGUUAGCUUUAAAAUUGGGCAACGCUCAAAUUGAAUAUUGUCCCAUUGCCCUGCGUAAAUUCGAGCAAUUGACCGACGAGUACAAGAAGAUCAAUCGUUUCCAGAAGGUGCCCGCCAUAGUGGAUGGAGACUUCCAUUUGUCCGAAACUAUAGCCAUCAUACGAUAUCUCGCCGACAAAGGUCAGUUCGACGAAAAGCUUUACCCGAAGGCAGUGGAGGAUCGGGCCCGAGUGGAUGAAUUCCUGGAGUGGCAGCACCUGAAUAUCCGUUUGGCCUGCUCCUUGUACUUUCGAGAUGCCUGGCUGUUUCCCAUGAAUGGAAUAGCACCCAAACCCAAGCCGGAACAGAUUCGAACGCUGAUUGAGGGAGUGGAGACCAAUCUGGGUCUCCUGGAGCUUCUGUGGCUAGACAAGGACUUUUUGGUGGGAGAGCACUUAACAGUGGCUGAUAUCCUCGGUUCUUCGGAAAUCAAUCAACUUAGGCUCUGCCAGUACCAAGUGGAUGAGAAAAAGUUCCCGAAGGUGGCCAAAUGGUUGGAACGUGUCAGGGAAGCCAGUAAUCCCUACCAUGACGAGGGACUUAAGUUUAUCAACCAAAAAGCAAAGCAGGCAGCCAAGUUGUGAUGACUGAAAUACUUUCCACCCAAAUGCCCACUGCCAAUUAUUCAAAUUUAACUUGUUUUUAGUUCUUUAGUUCCGAUUAGUCUGCAUUUGUACAACGAUUAAAAAUUACUAUUUUCU